This is a messenger RNA of Spinacia oleracea (spinach), 855 nucleotides long. RefSeq lists its product as uncharacterized. The coding region runs from base 1 to 855 and encodes 284 amino acids. Lineage: Eukaryota; Viridiplantae; Streptophyta; Magnoliopsida; Caryophyllales; Amaranthaceae. The record is from RefSeq and is a predicted model, not a curated record. The transcript is spliced from 2 exons.
AUGUAUACUCAAUUCAUUCACUGUGAGGUUAUUGACCAGCAGUGUGUGAAUUGCUUCUUCUUUACUGCAGUCUAUGAGUUACAUACCAUAGAUGAUAGGAAAUCUUUGUUGUAUGACUUAGGUGAUAUUAGUUCUGCAGUUGACAAUUCUCCUUGGUUGAUUUCUGGUGAUUUUAAUGCAAUCAUGGGACUGCGGGAUAAAGUAAAUGGUGGUAUUGUAACUUUGGCUAAAAUUAAAGAUUUCUCUGAAUUUGUGGAUUCCUACCAGUUUUAUGAGUUACAGAGUAAAGGACACUUCUAUUCAUGGCAUAAAGGGGGAGAUAUCACUAAAACUGCUAGUAGAAUUGACAGAUGUCUUGAACCACAUGUUGGGGGCAGGCCUUUCAGGUUUCUAAACUACUUAGUUGAUCAUGAUGAUUUCUUGCCUUCUGUGGAGCAUUGUUCAGGUUCUGUUAUGUUACUUGUGUGGGAAAAGUUGAAGCUGGUUAAACUGAAACUAAAGACUCUUCAUAAGCUGGAAUUUCAAGGCAUUUCAAGCAAGAUAGACCAAGCUAGGCUGCAACUUGAUUCUAUCCAAAAUCAACUUCAGCAGAACCACUCUGAUAGCUUCCUGUUGAGUCAGGAGCACAUUUGUUCUGCAGAAUUGAGGAAACGGUUGAGAAUUGAAGAAGUAGCUUUGAGACAGAAAUCUAGGCUUCAAUGGUUAAAAGUGGGUGAUUCUAACAGUAGAUUCUUCUUUGCUGCAGUCAAGGAGAGGAAUAGAGUUAACAGGAUUACUGAACUAAUUGAUGAUAACAGUAAUAAGCUAGUAAAGCCUGCUGAUAUUCAAGGUGAGGUUUUGAAGUUCUAUGGGUAG